AGGCAAAUCCACCCCAAGAGAUGCUGUGUUGAUCCAGGCUUCCCUUCCUUGCACCUUGCAUUGGGGUGAGCAAGCCCCUGGCUAGCCACGGCCGGGCUCCUCUCUCUGCCUCUGUCCAGUGCUGUUUAUAUGAUGGUGGAGCAGCGCAGGCCAGGUCUGCAGCAGCCAGGCUGCUGGCAGAUGAGCAAUAACACCAUGACAUCAUUGUGUGAGUGGAGCCUCCCUAGAGAGGAGUGAGGGGUGGGGGCCGGAGGGGGGCAGGCGAGCCAGCGAGCUGGAGAGAGGAGCACAGAGCGCGCCCGGCGAGCACUCUAAAAGCACUUAGCCAGACACGCAGCGGCAGGGCAUGCUAACGGAGCCCAAGUAUGGGCGCUUUCGCAAUGGCUCAGUGACGCCCUCGGAGGACCCAGCCAUGAGCAGCAAGGUCGCGGCGGCCACCCCGGCCCCCUCGCCGCCCGCCUCCCUGGCCCACCCGUGCCCCCCGCUGGGGGAAGCCCACUUGCCGGAGGAGCAGGAGGCCGUGACCACCUUCUGCAUGCUGAUCCCCAAGAUUCCCCAGUGGAAGUUCUCCAGCCCCUCCGGCUUCCUGAGCCGCAGCCCUUCCAGCGCCAGCAAGGACCUGUCGUCCCCGGCUAAGCCCGGGGGCCCCGGAGAGGCAGGAGGGACCUCCUCCGGCCUGGCUGCUGUCCUGAGUGCCUGUGAGCCUGUCUGCCACUCUCCUUGUUCUCUGCAGGUGAUGAACCGGUUCCGAGGAGGGGGAGGGAGGAAGGCGGCUCGGGUCGAGGGGGUCAAACUGGCCGGAGAGGAAUGGAACCGGAAAGGUAGCUUCAUCAAUAAACCGGCGCAGGGCUGGCUCCAUCCGGACGAACGGGUCCUGGGACCGGGGGUCUCCUACAUCGUCAGGUACAUGGGCUGCAUUGAAGUGCUGCGCUCCAUGCGAUCUCUUGACUUUAACACCCGGACGCAGGUUACCAGGGAAGCCAUCAACAGACUGUACGAGGCGGUGCCUGGGGUCAAAGGGGCCUGGAAGAAGAAGGCACCCAACAAAGCCCUCUUCUCCAUCCUGGGCAAGAACAACCUGCGCUUCGCUGGGAUGAGCAUCACUGUCAACAUCUCCAUCGACGGGCUCAACCUCAUGAUCCCCACCACCCGGCAGAUCAUUGCCAACCACCACAUGCAGUCCAUCUCCUUCGCCUCGGGGGGAGACACGGACAUGACAGACUACGUGGCCUAUGUGGCAAAGGAUCCCAUUAACCAAAGAGCCUGCCACAUCCUGGAAUGCUGUGACGGGCUGGCUCAGAGCAUCAUCAGCACGGUGGGACAGGCCUUCGAGCUGCGCUUCAAGCAGUAUCUGCACAGCCCCCCCAAGGUGGUGGUGCCGCCGGACAGGGUACUGGGGACCGAGGAAUCCGCGUGGGGCGACGAAGAGGAGACGGCCGAACACGACUACUACAACAGCAUCCCGGGGAAGGAGCCUCCCCUGGGGGGACUCGUUGACUCUCGGCUCAGGCACGGGACGUUGCUGGGCCACGUGCACUCCCAGCCCUCCUGCGCCGGUCACUUCAGCCAGGUUGGAUUUCCUGCCAGAAGAGACCAGAACAGCCACCCAGGCUCCCACUGGGACAGCGACGCUCCCGGCCAGUCCUGUGACGGCUACCUCCAGGCAGACGGCCAGCCCCUCGGAUGCCGCGACUACGAGGAGCACAUGUACGUCAACACGCAGUGCCUGGACGGCUGGGAGCACGAGGCGAGCCCCCCAAAGGAUCUCUUUGACAUGAGGCCUUUCGAAGACGCCCUAAAGCUGCACGAGUCCACGGUGGCUGGCGGGGCCAGCCCUCCCCUUGAGGACCAGUGGCCCAGCCCGCCCACCCGGAAGGCUCCCGUCGCCCCCACGGAAGAGCAGCUGAAGCGGGAGCCCUGGUACCACGGGAAGAUGAGCCGGCGAGACGCCGAGAAGCUGCUGCAGAUGGACGGGGACUUCCUGGUGAGGGACAGCAUCACCAACCCCGGGCAGUACGUCCUGACGGGCAUGGACGGCGGGCAGCCCAAGCACCUGCUGCUGGUGGAUCCCGAGGGCGUGGUGAGGACCAAGGACGUCCUGUUCGAGAGCAUCAGCCACCUGAUCAACUACCACCUGCAGAACGAGCAGCCCAUCGUGGCGGCGGAGAGCGAGCUGCACCUGAGGCAGGUGGUGAAGAGGAAGCAGUGACGGCUGGGUGCGUCCCCCCGGCAGGGGCCUACAGGGGGCAGGCAGGAGACCAGGGGGCCUGAUUCCCUCCUGCCCUCGCCCCCAUCAGAGCAGCGGGGCAGUGGGGAAUUGGCCCGCCCCCUCUCUCUGUGCGGGUGACCCAGCGGUGUCCACUGCCUCUUGGGCUGGGCUAACGGGGAGUCGCUGGGAGUGAGACGCCCCCUGAGCAUGCGGGGCCCCUGACGCUGUGAUCCCUGACAGCGAUCUCCUUUCUCUCUGGCCCAGAGCCCACUGGGGACCUGGCUCUGGGCCCAGAGUGCCUGCCCAAGGAGGAGAGGGGAGCCAGGUGAAAAAGACAAGUGGAUGCCACAGACAGAAACCCCCCCCUUCCCUAAGCAGCACCCACAUCCCCCUCUGCUCCUCCUCCUCCUCCACCCAGUGCCACAGUCACCCUUUCUCUUUCCCCAGGGGACUGUUUUCCCUCCCCUCCCCAAACAGCUUCCUCUUUCCCUCUCCCUUCCACUUGUGGCCACGCUCCCCCCUUCUCUCCCCCUCCGCUGGACUCGCGCCACCUUCCCUCUUGCCUAUGGAUGGCUGUCACUCGCCUACAGGCAGCCACCUGUGCCCGUGUCUCUUCGGUGGACCCCUGCCCAUUCGUGUUCUCUCACCCACCUCCACCAGUGGAGUGCUGUCACGUUCCCCCUCUCUCUCCUGUAGCCCUGUGCCAUCUUCCGUCUCUCUCUUUCUCUCUCUCUCUCCUACAGACUGUUGCUACAUCCCCUCUUUCCCUCUUAGCUACAGGCUGCUGCCACAACCCACGCCGACUUUUUCACUCUUCCUCCUAUCCUGGGAUGGAGGCGAUGUAUUUAUCCUACACGUGCCGACAAAACUCCGACUGGGACGUUAGCACGGCUCUGCCCACCAUCCCCACCAAGGAGCCCGGAGGACACAAACGGAGCUCAGCUCUUUGCCGCGUACGUCCCACCAGGAUCACACAUACAGCAGAUCAAACCUACCCCCGACUUCUUAGACUAGUAGUUAAUUAAAGCAAACGAAUAGUGAGCAGGGAGCCGUGCUCGGAGAGCUGCUUGUAACCCCGCCUGGGCGCGGACUGUUGUCUAGUGGCCUAAACGCGGUGCUGGGUGCCGGGACACCUGAGCUCUUUGCCUCCACCUCUGCUGCUGACUGGCUGGGUGACCUUGGGCAAGUUGCUUUGCCGCUCUGUGCCUCAGUUUCUCCAUCUGUAAAAUGGGGAGGAUGAUAUUGACCGACCUACCUCGCAGGGGGUGCUGUGGGGGGGAGUUAGCUAAAGCUGGUGUGGCCUUCUGAGUGCUAAAUAGCAUUCAACUCAGCUGUUAGUUGCUGCUAGAGAUCAUCAGAGGGGUAGGGAACCCCCUUUGGAGGUAGAAUUGGGUAUGUCGGGAGGGGUCAGAAGCACAAGGCCCCAUUCCCAUCUGCAAGGAGAAUAGGAGCCUCUUCCCCAUCUCCCAAAACCUCCCAAGCCAACCCCUUGCAGUAACAGCUGCUUAGACUCCACUUUGCAGCCCUGACGGGACAAUCUUGUAAUUACGUUAUCCGGCUGAGAUGGCCCAUCAUUAGGGAAACGACGUCAGAGCACUCUGCUUAUUGAAUCAGGACGUGAGGACAGACGUUUGGACCUUGGGAGAGAGGACAAAGAGCGACACAAGCGAGGGUGUGGCCGUCCGACCGCUGGGACGCAUCUCUCCUCCUGCACAGCUACCCAGGAGGUGACUUGGUGACCACUUGGCUUCUGCCCCGCUUCAGAGCCUCAGCCAGGCUCCUAGUACCUAGUCCGGGUCACGGCACUGUCCCUCCGCUCUGGCUGGGGUAGCCAGUGCCUGCUUCCUUUGGAUGGUGGAAGAUGGGACCUUCCCCAGAGCUUAAGCUUUGGAGACUUACAAAGCACCUGCUAUGCAAAGCUCACAGCUCCUUCAAGGCCAGCUAAUUCCAAGAGGCAUCACUGCAGGAGAUGCCAGAGUCAUCUUCCAGCAGGGGUCCCUGCUCUUUGGAAGCUCCCAUCUCCUCCAGUCCCACCCCAGCCGGCGUUACAAGAGAGGACAAUGGAAAGGUACCUUCUCCAGCAAGGUGGGUCUUGCUCUUCUCAGGCCCACGGGUCCGUGUCACUUUGUAGUGGGAUUUUACAGGUUACCCGGCGCUGAACAUCCGUCAGCUGGGACCCAAGGUGAGAAUUCCACUGAACGGCUGCAGCCUUUUAAACGCUAGACAGCGAUUGUCUCUCCACCGCGCCGGCAUUCGGGGAAGCGUCUGACACGCAGCGAGGGGUUCGCUGGUUUGAAUACGUUUCUAAUUAAAUGUGGAAAUGAUCAAACGG
Trachemys scripta elegans is the source of this 4541-nucleotide messenger RNA. It is a transcript of the gene SHC2, whose product is annotated as SHC adaptor protein 2. NCBI's taxonomy places the organism in Eukaryota, Metazoa, Chordata, Testudines, Emydidae. Gene Ontology annotation, molecular function: receptor tyrosine kinase binding. Gene Ontology annotation, biological process: cell surface receptor protein tyrosine kinase signaling pathway; intracellular signal transduction. The record is from RefSeq and is a predicted model, not a curated record. Gene Ontology annotation, cellular component: plasma membrane. The transcript has 12 exons. The coding region runs from base 347 to 2209 and encodes 620 amino acids.